Molecule: messenger RNA, 1014 nt
Organism: Phalaenopsis equestris
Lineage: Eukaryota; Viridiplantae; Streptophyta; Magnoliopsida; Asparagales; Orchidaceae
Product: homeobox-leucine zipper protein HOX12-like
Exons: 3
Coding region: 104-730 (208 amino acids)
Biological process (GO): positive regulation of DNA-templated transcription
Cellular component (GO): nucleus
Molecular function (GO): sequence-specific DNA binding; DNA-binding transcription factor activity, RNA polymerase II-specific
Source: RefSeq, a predicted model, not a curated record
CCCCACGCCGGAAACCAGAAGCGAAUUUUCUUUCUCUCUACAGAGAGGGGGAGGGGGAGAGAGAGAGGACGAAGUAAUCGCCGACUCCAUCGCCAUCGAUUCUAUGGAAGAAGAGAAGUCUCUGAUCACAUCUCUCGCGUCCUGCGAACUCUACCCCGAAAUGCCUCAAGGUGAGUCGAAGGCACGGCGGCGGAGGAAGAAGAUGAAGAUCGUAGACGAUGGAGAGAUGGAUGUCGCCGGUGAGGGAAAGAAACGGCGGCUGAGUGAUGAUCAGGUGAGGUUUCUGGAAAUGAACUUCGGUAAGGAGCGCAAGCUGGAAUCUAGCCGGAAAGUUCAUCUCGCCAUUGAGCUGGGCCUCGAUCCUAAACAGGUCGCCGUCUGGUUCCAGAAUCGGCGAGCUCGCUGGAAGAGCAAGCAGCUCGAGGAUGAGUACGUUCGCCUCAGAUCUUCACACGACGCCGUUCUGAUCGAGAAAUGCCGCCUCGAGAGCGAGGUCUUGAUGCUUAAGGACAAACUGGUUCAAUCGGAGGAAGAGAUCAAGAGACUAACCUCAGACGCCGGCGGCGCCGGCGGCGAGGCGGCGGGCGCCGGGAGCCCGACCUCUUCGAUGACGACGGCGACGCAUUUGGGGGAGUUUGGGAUGGAUGAGGGGGAUGGAAUGUAUGCGACGACGGCGUAUGGGGACAGUUACUACUACAUGAUGGAGUUAGGCUAUCUGUAUGGAAUGUGAUGACAAAUAUGGAGCUGAUUAAUAUGUGAUUAGUGUGUGAUUUAUGUUAAUAAUCUGGAUUAAGUUGAGUUUAGAUUAGCUGCUCUUGCCGGAACGUAUUCGCACGAUAACAAUUAACACCGAGCUAGGCGGGUGUUGGUAUUAGUUGAGUAUUAAUAUUGUUUAGGAAGAUUAACGUGUAAUUAAUGUAAUUUUAUGUUUUAAUUUCCCGUUAUUUAACUUUGGGCUGUUUAACUUUCUAAGUUAAUAAAAAUUAACGAACUACUAAUUUAGUGCUUCGGAUG